AUGAUCCGCCGACAAGCCCGCGAACGGCGCGACUACCUCUACCGCCGUGCCAUCCAACUUCGCGACGCCAGCAUCGCCGAAAAGCGCAACCUUAUGAAAAAGUCCCUAGCCACAGGCAAACCACUCGAUCCCACUAUCGCAAACGACAAAUCCCUCCGCAAAGACUAUAAAUACGACGAAUCCCUCGAUGCCGAGACAGCCGAAGCCCAAGCCAGCCUCGACGACGAAUACAGCAUGCUCUCCGGCCUCGCAGACCCACGACCCCUCGUAACCACCUCCCGCUCGCCCAGCACACGACUCGCCGCCUUCUCAAAAGAAAUCCGUCUCGUCCUCCCCACAGCAAUACGCCUAAACAGAGGAAACACAAUUCUGCCCAAUCUCCUCAGCAGUGCGAAAGCCGCCGCUCUGACGGAUAUUAUCUUAUUACAUGAACACAGGGGAACACCCACCGCCAUGACAAUAAGCCACCUCCCACACGGCCCAACCGCAAAAUUCAGCCUCCACAACGUCGUCCUGCGCGCCGAUAUCCCCAACGCCUCGCGCGGAACCGUCUCAGAAUCCUAUCCCCAUCUCGUCUUCGAAGGCUUCACGACAAAGCUAGGAAAGCGUGUAGUACAGAUCCUAAAACACCUCUUCCCGCCACGAGACGGCCCGCAUAAGGUCGGGAACCGGGUCGUUACAUUCAGAAAUAUCGAGGAUAGCAUUGAAGUAAGGCAUCAUGUCUUUGUGCAGACGGGGUAUAGGGACGUGGAACUCGCGGAGGUUGGGCCGAGGAUGACGAUGAGGUGUUUUGAGAUCAAGGGCGGGACGCUGGAGAAGGAUAGUGGUGGUGAGGUUGAGUGGGCGCUUACGCAGUUUACGAGGACUGGGAGGAAGAAGGAUUAUCUCUGA
Molecule: messenger RNA, 891 nt
Organism: Lithohypha guttulata
Lineage: Eukaryota; Fungi; Ascomycota; Eurotiomycetes; Chaetothyriales; Trichomeriaceae
Gene: IMP4
Product: snoRNA-binding rRNA-processing protein imp4
Exons: 1
Coding region: 1-891 (296 amino acids)
Biological process (GO): rRNA processing
Cellular component (GO): Mpp10 complex; nucleolus; small-subunit processome
Molecular function (GO): rRNA primary transcript binding; snoRNA binding
Source: RefSeq, a predicted model, not a curated record